AUGUUCGUGGAGCUUAUCCAGGCAGAUGUGGAUUCUGAGGCGUAUCCAUGGACAAUCCUGCACAUAAGCGCCGUCACCAGCGCGGGUAACAUUCCCGAUGCCCAGCAUGCGCUGGCCGAAAUGCGUCGGACAGACUCACGCAUCAACUUCGUGGCGCUGUAUGCAGACACUGGGUCCAUGUUGCUGUGCCAAAGUUACAAGCUAAACAUGCUCUCCCCGGACUACAUCUUCAUCGUGGCAUCUGGUUGGUGGAACCCUGGUUUCAUCUUGGAGAGAGCAGGUGCCGCGGAUUGUCCUUGCACUGCAGAGGAGUUGCACCGUGCAGCAUAUGGUAUGUUGGCGCUGGAUCGCGGUCCUAUGCAACAAACCAAUGAUCUGCAUGAACUCUCUGGUGUGCGACUUGCAGACAUCUAUGCAAACUACACAUCCGAAUGUAAUGGCUUUGCCAACGGCAAUGGCCCUUGCAACCACCAGUGGGCUGCAUAUUUCUACGAUGGCUUGUGGUUGAUUGCGCAUGUUCUGCAUGCUUAUUUGGUAGAUGGAGGGAGGUCAAUAUCCGAUCUGCGAACUGAAGCCUCGCGCCAAGCCCUUUAUGACUUGUCACUUUCAACAGACUUCGUCGGCCUGACUGGACGGGUGCGGCUUUUCAACUCCGUGGAUCCAACUACAACACCUCCCUCACAUGGAGACCGGGAAGGAAUCAUCCUUUUCCGCCAGGUGGUCGGAAGCUUCGACAAUGCCUUUAAUGAGCUAGCCUACCGGACAGAUUCUGGAAUAGAGUUCAAGGCAGACAUCGCUUGGAGCCCUGAUCCCUUGCACCAUCUUUCCUGUAGCACUGGAACUUGUGAUUUAUCUUCGGGGCAUGUGCCCAAAGAUCGUGGAGACAGUUGCCCGGAUGGAACAGUGUUUUCUAUCGAACUUGGUUGCAUCCAGUGCCCUCCUGGCGAGUAUGCCACGAGUGGGAUGCAGGAAUGUGGUGAAUGUGCACCAGGGUCUUUCGCAGACCAGCCCGGAAUGGCAGGCUGCACUUUGUGUGGUGCUGGUACGAAGGCGCCAUUCCCGCGGGCAUCGUCGUGCCAGGAUUGUCCUGCAGGCCAGUACAUGGACGAGCGGGGUGCUUCGCAAUGCAAGAAGUGUCCGCUGGGGCAAUAUGCAGAAAAUGACGGCCAGCAGCAAUGCACCAUGUGCCCCCCGGGCCAGACCACGAGUUUUGAGGGCGCUGCCGAGCUUUCCGUCUGCACCUGUGACGGCUUCUAUUACCAGCAGCAGUGCAUCAGAUGUGCCUUCGGGACACGCUUUGUGGCAGGGUCCUGUGUGAGAUGUGAUCGCACACAGAUUUGCGAAAACGGCUUGGUUGCAGGCAACGCCACGACGGAUGAAGAAUGGGGCAUCACCAUCGACACGGCUGGGCGGCAGCGCACGCUUUCACAGAUAAUGACGAACGAGUUCUUGAUGGUCACCUUGGGAAUCGAUGUGGCAAGACACAAGCAGGUAAUGCAGGAUGCAAUGACCCUUUUUGAAGACACUCUCGAGGACCUGCACGUAGGGAACCCGCAGCUGCAGAUCAUUCCAGCCCCGAGCGAGGAUGUGCGUGAAACCAUCGAAAACGAACUGACAGAGAAGAAGCUCGCAAUGUAUGAGCUGCUGAAUGACAAUGUAGACUUGUCCACAGACGUCUCGGAAUCAGUUCUCCACUCUUUGUAUAUUCAAAAUCAGCAGCUGUUCGAUCUCUCUAACCAGGUGGUGAGCCUCCUUGUCGAUGCAGCCCAGUCUGCCGGCGCACGCUUGAAUGGCUUGCUUGCAAACACGGCCGGACGCCAGCGGUCUCUCAUUCAGAAGAUGUUGAAAAACGUGUUGUUUGUCGCCAAGCGGGUAGAUGUGGAAUCUAACGUGGAAGAAUUGCGCAACAACCUCGAUGUGUUUGAAGCCAGCCACAGCGCCAUCCUCCGCGGUGCCGAGUGGGCUGGUAUUCCUCAGCUGACUCGCAUGUGCACUAUACAUCAAAUGAAGUCAGUCACGUUUUACUACCAGGAAGUCCGGGGUUUGGCUCGCAAGGUUUUCAAUGCACGGUCACAGGCCGAAAGCAUUGAUACCGCAUUGCUUGUGGCGAGCAACAUGUCUGCGAACGUCGACCCGCUUGCUGUCGCAAUGAGCGAGGCAGUCAAACUUUAUGUGAAUGACCCUGGUGACUGUGACCCCCUGGCGACGAUCACAGACAGUGAGUGGGCCAAAUUGCUGGAUGGCCUUGCUGAGCAACAGAUCACCAGUCAGAAGAUAGCUCGGCUUUACAUGCAAGUCGCGAACAAUGUCAUGGUCGAGCAGAGCAAGGUGGACCUCGCUGUGGAAGUCACCAGCAAUACGCA
Symbiodinium sp. CCMP2456 is the source of this 2363-nucleotide messenger RNA. Lineage: Eukaryota; Dinophyceae; Suessiales; Symbiodiniaceae. The record is from the annotation of a GenBank genome assembly.